UUGACCUUUAAGUUCAUAUUUUUAAUAUUUCGCGUAAACGCUGCGAAGCGGUCGUGUUCGUGUGUCCGUUCGUCUGUUUGUUAGUAUUGUUUAUAUAAAUAAAUGUGGAGUAUCGUAAAAUGAUCGCGCUGUCGCUACUCUUCCUCUCAGCUCUACUUGCCCCAACGCUAGAGCAGUCAACGUCGCCAUGCCCCAACGUGUUCACAUACGAGCAGACGGGCACGGAGCCCGGCCGCUGGUACGGCACCGUCAACCUCUCUACUGACAGCACCCUCCACAGUCUCUGGCUCAAUGUCGUGUUGGACAGCAAGGCGGAUAUAUUGGGGAAUUGGGUUGGAGACGUCAGCACCAAUGACAACAUCGACUUCAAGAUCGAGAACACCAAGAUGAAGAUCCAACCGGGGCCGGCGGUGGCCGUCCGGUUCUUCGUUCAGUACAAUCCUCUGAACAAGGUCCCCCGCCUUCAGGCGAUCAAGCUCAACGGUAGAGAGAUCUGCAACGCCAACACACCCCAACCGGCCAACUCCAGGCCCGAGGAAGUCACUGUGAGGCCCGCAAAACGCCCAGAAACCACCCAGGAGACGAGGCCCGAAGUCAGGCCAGAAACCAGGCCAGAAACCAGACCAGUGGCGAGGCCAAACGAGAGGCCAACAGAAACGUGGCCCGUUGAUAGUAGACCAAACAGUCAGGGUAGCCAAAAGCCCUCGACCGCUUCUAGGCCUUCCGAGCAGGGGCCCGUGUAUCGCCCGAGUAGCCAACAGCAGGGAAAUGUUAGUCCGUUCAGCAUCGGUGGUGGCCAACCCGGCGCUCAGGCGGUGACGGACAGGAACAAGUACCAGCUCACCACCGUCAAAACACCCAUCCGGGAUGAUGAUGAUGACAGCGACGUGGCUGAUCCCGACGACUACUUCACUGGGGGCCACCUGCUGGUCGCCAGCAAGCCCACCAACAACCAGGGGAACCGCAACCCUGACUACAACCACUCCGCUGGGGACCAGUGCGGUAAGGUGACCAGGAACAACCCCAACCCGCUGGUGGUGAACGGGAAACCCACGCUGGAGGGGCAGUGGCCGUGGCAGAUCGCAUUGUACCAGACACAGACAAUAGACAGCAAAUACAUCUGCGGCGGCACGCUGGUGUCCCACAAGCAUAUCAUCACGGCCGCUCACUGCGUCACCAAGAAGGGCAGGAACAAGGUGGUGAACAAGAACACUCUGACCGUGUACCUCGGGAAACACAACCUGAGGACGUCCGUGGAGGGCGUGGAGAUUAGAUUGGUAUCGGAGAUAAAGGUGCACCCGCAAUACAACGCGUCGUCGUUCAGCAAGGACCUCAGCAUCCUGACGCUGCGACAGCCGGUGGACUACACAGACUUCGUGCGCGCCGCCUGCCUCUGGCCCGAGCAGCAGGUCGACCUCUCACACGUUAUUGGCAAGAAGGGCUCGUUUCUGUCCAACGUGCAGGUGGUGGGGUGGGGUUUCGACGACACCGGCAUGGCGACGGAGGAGUUGGCGCUAGUGGAGAUGCCGGUGGUGGACCAGGAGACCUGCAUCAGGUCUUACAGCGAGUUCUUCGCGAGAUUCACGUCCGAGUACACCUUCUGCGCCGGGUAUAGAGACGGUGCAACUGACGAAAAUACUGGAGUUAGAAAAAGCACGUCAGUGUGUAACGGCGACAGCGGCGGCGGCAUGGUGUUCUUCAUGCGCGACUCGUGGUACCUCCGCGGGCUGGUGUCCCUCUCUGUGGCGCGACAGAACGAGUACCGCUGCGACCCCACGCACUACGUGGUGUUCACUGACCUCGCCAAGUUCCUGCCCUGGAUCCGACAGCAGAUCAGCAACUGAUAGAAGAAAUGACAAACUACCUACAUUUCAUUAUGUUUAGUCUAAAAACUUGGUGAGCAAAGUAUACAGUGUUUUUUCAAUCAGUGGCCAAACUUUCAAGUAAAUAAUAAUAUUAUGUGUCUGAGCAGGUAUGUCAUUAAUUCAUUAUACAAUAGUAAUUCAAUUUUUUAUAAAAGGAUUUUGUGAUAUUUAAAUUAUUGCAAAAACGAACUGAAUCCAAUUGUUUAUAACAAUAUAUCCACAACUUUAUAAUGGGUAUCGGGAUUUUUGCACUUUUCUAAAACACGUGAAUCUCUUGAAUAUAAAUAUUUUCUAAACAACUAAGUUUCCUACUUAAGUUGUAGGUUUCAUACUAAAACCUUCUCGCCAUGCCCUACUAAAAACACUGUAGUAAAUAUUAAACAUGCAUUUUCAAUAUGUAGGUAUAUUUUAGGUAGUAAAUGUUUGUUAUUUCUUGUCCAAUUUUUGUUUUACAAUGCCAUAUUUUUCACGUUCCAGACGAAAAGUAGUCUUUAGAAUCUAUUUUGUUAAUUUCUGAAAUAAUAAUUAUUAUAAUUUUAAUGAUUACGAAAAAUGCUCUCUACGAAAUGAAUUUGUAAAGUAUUAUUUUUUACGAACCCUUUUUUACCAAUUUGACUAUACUUAGACUGAAGAUAUUUGUAUGUUUGACUAUUCAAUAAACUAAAUAAUAUUUG
This is a messenger RNA of Aricia agestis (brown argus), 2539 nucleotides long. Its product is annotated as serine protease gd-like. Gene Ontology annotation, biological process: proteolysis. The transcript is spliced from 11 exons. The record is from RefSeq and is a predicted model, not a curated record. The coding region runs from base 120 to 1844 and encodes 574 amino acids. Gene Ontology annotation, molecular function: serine-type endopeptidase activity. NCBI's taxonomy places the organism in Eukaryota, Metazoa, Arthropoda, Insecta, Lepidoptera, Lycaenidae.